Molecule: messenger RNA, 1779 nt
Organism: Eubalaena glacialis (North Atlantic right whale)
Lineage: Eukaryota; Metazoa; Chordata; Mammalia; Artiodactyla; Balaenidae
Gene: TIGD6
Product: tigger transposable element derived 6
Exons: 2
Coding region: 193-1767 (524 amino acids)
Cellular component (GO): nucleus
Molecular function (GO): DNA binding
Source: RefSeq, a predicted model, not a curated record
CGCUAAGGCGGACGGACUACUUCCUGCUAGAGGUUCCGGGAGGAGGAGGAAGCUGCGGCCGCCCACGGUGGACGCCCUCAGCCCCAGGGCAUUGCCGUAGGGCGUUCAGUUUUCCUCACUUGUGGCAAAACAAGCCAAGAGGAGGAACAGACACAGCCCUGGUAGUUGUGGUCCGGCCCUCAUUCUACAGAUAUGGCAAACAAGGGGAACAAGAAACGUCGGCAGUUCUCCCUAGAGGAGAAAAUGAAAGUGGUGGAAGCUGUGGACUCAGGCAAGAGGAAAGGCGAUGUGGCAAAAGAAUUCGGUAUCACUCCUUCUACUUUGUCUACAUUCUUAAAGGAUCGUGCCAAAUUUGAAGAAAAGGUGCGGGGGGCAUCUGUGGGACCCCAGAGGAAAAGGAUGAGGAAUGCUCUUUAUGACGACAUUGAUAAGGCUGUUUUUGCUUGGUUUCAAGAAAUCCAUGCCAAAAACAUUCUCGUGACUGGUUCUGUCAUUCGGAAAAAAGCACUAAACUUGGCCAACAUGCUUGGCUAUGACAAUUUUCAAGCAAGUGUGGGCUGGCUGAACAGAUUUCGGGAUCGCCAUGGAAUUGCUUUGAAAGCAGUCUGCAGAGAGGAUAGUGACAGAUUAAUGAAUGGUCUAGGAAUAGAUAAGGUUAAUGAGUGGCAUGCAGGGGAAAUUAUAAAACUAAUUGCUGACUACAGCCCAGAUGAUAUCUUUAAUGCUGAUGAGACAGGAGUGUUUUUCCAGUUGCUUCCCCAGCACACACUUGCUGCUAAAGGGGACCAUUGUAGAGGGGGCAAGAAAGCAAGGCAGCGGUUGACAGCACUCUUUUGUUGCAAUGCUUCAGGGACUGAAAAAAUGAGACCAUUGAUUGUUGGUAGGUCAGCCAACCCACGCUGCCUCAAGAAUGUCCAUUCCCUCCCUUGUGACUACCGAGCCAACCAGCAGGCGUGGAUGACACAGGAUCUGUUUAAUGAGUGGCUGAUGCAAGUGGAUGCCAGAAUGAAGCAGGCAGAACGCCGGAUCCUCCUGCUGAUUGACAACUGCUCCGCUCACAACAUGCUUCCACGCUUGGAAAGGAUUCAGGUGGGGUAUCUGCCCUCAAAGUGUACUGCCGUCUUGCAGCCACUGAAUCUUGGCAUAAUUCAUACCACAAAAGUGCUGUACAGGAGCCACCUGCUAAAACAGAUCCUCCUCAAGCUCAACAGCAGUGAAGAUCAAGAAAAAGUGGACAUCAAGCAGGCCAUUGACAUGAUUGCCGUGGCAUGGUGGUCAGUCAAGCAGUCCACAGUGGUGAAAUGCUGGCAGAAGGCAGGCAUCAUCCCUGUGGAAUUGAUAGAUUCUGAUGCAGAAGCAGCAGCCAGUGAACCAGAUAUUGCCAUUGAAAAGUUGUGGCACUCAGUGGCUAUUGCCACCUGUGUCCCAAAUGAAAUAAAUUUCCAGGACUUUGUCACUGCAGAUAAUGAUCUCAUCAUCUCUCAGGAGCUGCUGGACACAGAGGUCAUCCAGGACAUGGUGGCUGGUGAAAGUACUGAUGAAGCUGGAAGUGAAGAUGAGGGGGAGGCAUCUUUACCACAGCAGCCAAAAGUCACCAUCACAGAGGCCAUCUCAAGUGCACAGAAACUUAGAUGGUUCCUUUCCACUUGUGUAGGUGUUCCUGAUGCCAUUUUUGGACAGCUAAAUGGCAUAGAUGAAUAUUUAAUGAGAAGAGUGACACAAACUCUUGUUGAUUCCAAAAUUACAGAGUUCCUCCAAAUAAAAUAAUGUAGAAAUUAA